Messenger RNA from Lichtheimia ornata, 2379 nucleotides. RefSeq lists its product as uncharacterized. Gene Ontology annotation, molecular function: protein serine/threonine kinase activity; ATP binding. The coding region runs from base 1 to 2379 and encodes 792 amino acids. Gene Ontology annotation, biological process: intracellular signal transduction; protein phosphorylation. The record is from RefSeq and is a predicted model, not a curated record. Lineage: Eukaryota; Fungi; Mucoromycota; Mucoromycetes; Mucorales; Lichtheimiaceae. The transcript is spliced from 5 exons. Gene Ontology annotation, cellular component: cytoplasm.
AUGCCAUUACGGGCUGUCGCCGAUCAGCUUCGAUACAAGUUACGGCGACGACCUUCCACCUUUUUACAUGGAAAGCAACAUGGGAUCGCUCCACCAUCGCCACCCAUCACUGAGGAAUUGCCCAGUCCACGAUACGCUCCUGUUUCAUCGAAGCGUGCCAGUUCUCAUCGCCACAGUGAAGAUACCCCUGCGUCGCCACCAGCAGCAGUGGACACAACAGCGGCACCAACACCUCCUUUAAAGUCACCUUCUAGGAGACAUCAUGGACACAAGCAGCCAAAAAAAGAAUAUCCUCCCUCUUCAGAUACGCUUGUUCAUGGUAUUGGCGACUAUCAUUUCGUUGAGCAGAUUGGACAUGGCAAGUUUAGUAAAGUAUGGUUGGCUCGACAUUUCAAGUCGGGUGAUCAAGUCGCUAUCAAGAUUAUUGACAAGCGAGCCCACGAAUAUAGAGUCAUGUCUCGAUUGGUGAGAGAGGUGGCACUCAUGGAAAUCUUGGAUCACAAGAACAUCAUUCACCUGUAUGAAACAUAUGAGACGGCGGACUCCCUUUACAUUGUCAUGGAAUACGUUCCUGGUGUCAAUCUCGACGAGCAUCUCAAACAAUCCAAUGGCCAUUUAUCAGAAGAAGAAGCAAGGCAUGUCUUUCGCCAAUUGGUGGCUGCUGUGGAUUAUUGUCAUCGGCAUUGGGUGGUGCAUCGUGAUAUCAAGACACCCAAUGUAUUAUUGAUGCCGGGUGGUGAGAUCCGUUUGGCCGAUUUUGGAUUAGGCAAUCGGUACGGGCCGCAUCAACGAUUAAAGACCCUUUGUGGGUCCAUGCUUUAUUACAGUCCAGAAAUCUUUACGGGUCAACGAUAUACUGGUCCUGAGGUGGAUUGUUGGUGCUUGGGUGUAUCGCUUUUUCGAAUGACUGCUGGAUUUGAGCCGUUUGGUCAUGCUCGUGAUCAAGAACAACUCAAAAAGUAUGUGGUAAGCGGGAAUUAUCCUAUGCCAGAGAAUCUCAGUUCUGGCCUCCAGGCAACCAUUCGCAAGUGUCUCACCGUGGAUCGCCGGAAGCGUAUGGGAGUACGACAAGCUCUCAAAGAUGACCCUUGGUUGAAUGAUUAUGGCCGACUUGAAGAUCUCUUUGAGCAUGAAGAUCACAUGAGUAGUGAUGAUAAGGAUACAACGGCAAAAUUGGAACGAGAACGUAUACGGCAACGGUACCUGAGAGAUCUCGAAGAGGAAAAAAGCCGUGGACGCCAUGUCAGAAAGACGAUCCUGUAUCACCCUAUCAGCCCAUCAAUUUAUUUCACCAGCCGAUCUGUGCAAUACACGCCGUACUCAAAACGCGACCAUAUUGUGCAAUCACAAGAGAUGUUACAAAAGCAGCUGAUCAAGCAAGUGCGUGGUGAAUUACAACAAGCACAAUUACAUCCAUUAUCAGCAGGUCAUGAUAUGCAAUCACCUAUUCAUCGACUAUUACGCAAACUUAAAGUGUCGACGACUACUAAUGGCACAUCCGGAACCGAGCCGACAAAACGAUUGAAAAAGACCGCCUCCACACUCAGCCUUUCACAAUUGUAUCAGCGUGUUGCCAAAGAUCAAAUCACCUAUUACACCUUACAACCAGACAUUUACAAACAACAACAACAACAGCCACACGACCACGCAGGCGUGGUGCCUCUAUCGCGUGAAGAAACACUUGUACAGCUUGUGAGGUCGGCAUGUGGAUUGCUUGGGAUUGUGUAUCGACACGACACUCCGCUACGAUUGGUGUGCGUAAUGAACAUGCAACGUAUCACCACGCCACAAAGUGCUUCGAAUGCUUUCUAUGGAGGAGACCAACAACAGCAACAACAGCGUCACCAAAUUAAAGCAAGCAACUCAACACCCAUGUUGAAUCAGCAACACGAUGCUCAGCGUAGUGGAUCAUUUGCAACGAUGGAUGGUACUACGGGUGGCAAAAGCAGCUUAUUGAGUAAUGCAAGUACACGGACGAGUAGUCGAUGGAGCAGAGCUAUCAAACGCCUAUCAUCACCCUUUACCCAUAAUCCCGAUGAAACCGUCAUGAUGCCAUGGUCACAAUCCUUUCACUUUCAAUCCUCGAUGGCCAAUAGUACGCAAUUCCGUUACCCACAGCAACAACAUACGAUGCCACAAUCCUCAUCCAAUACUCCUCCUCCACCACCUCCGCUACAACAUGCGUCAUUUUCAGAACCUGAUCAAGACAAUGAACAGCAUACUACGGCCAUAUUUGCUAUCGAGGCAUUUGCAUCAUCAGAGGAUGGCACGGUGGUAGGAUUGCGGUUUUCUAAAAUGGAUGGCUCCAACAAAGUGUUCAAGUAUGCCAAGGGCUGGGUCACUGGUGUUCUUGCCUAUCAUGUACAAGUGCCUUUGUGA